Molecule: messenger RNA, 924 nt
Organism: Diaporthe batatas
Lineage: Eukaryota; Fungi; Ascomycota; Sordariomycetes; Diaporthales; Diaporthaceae
Exons: 1
Coding region: 1-924 (307 amino acids)
Source: RefSeq, a predicted model, not a curated record
AUGCUUCAGCCUCGAGUGCUGUGGGCAGCACGGGCAGCGAGGGCAGCACGGGCAGCACGGCGAUGCCGUGUCACAUCGCAGCGUCCACCAGCUGCCUCCCGAACGCCUCCGCGCCCCCACGCCUUCUCGACCUCGUCGCCAUUGUCGCUUGACCCGCGCACGACGUCGACCACCGCCUCGAUCGCCAGCCAGACACACCAGCCCGCUGCGCCGCCACGAAGGAGCCGGCCGGGCUUGAUCUCCGCAGCCGUCUUCCUCGCCCUGGGCCUCACCAUAGGCACAGCCGCCCGCGCCGUGCUGUCGCCGCCGCCGCCCAUCGUCCCAGCCUCCAGACUAGACGACGCCCUCUCCGCCGACAUCCGCGCCGCCGCCGCCGCGCUGCCCCUCGUCAAGCACCUCCUCUCCGACCCGGAGUGGGCCGGCUUCCACCACGACGCCUACGACGGCAUCCCCCCCGCGUCGCGCCCCCACCGCAUCACGACGGGGCCCCUCGCCGGCACCCGCGGCGUCGGCGCCUACCAGCACGUCUUCCACAACCGCUCCACCGGCGAGGUUGUCGCCGUCGUCUACCUCGGCCCGGGCACCAUCGGCUGGCCCGGCGUCGUCCACGGCGGCGCCAUCGCCACCCUGCUGGACGAGCACUCCGCCCGCGCCGCCUUCAAGGACCUCCAGGGCGCCGGCCUGCUCACCGCCAACCUGGACAUCGUCUACAAGCGGCCCACCCUCGCCUCCGACUUCUACGUCCUGCGCGCCCGCGCCGUGCCCGACGACGAGCUGCCCGCAGCCGAGAGGGGCAGGAGGGCCAGGAAGGUCUGGGUCGACGCCAGCAUCGAGACCGUCGACGGCAAGACGUGCGUCCAGUGCCGCUCCCUGUUUGUGGCCCCCAAGUCGAUGAGCCUGAGGAGACUGCCCGAGAACUUCUAG